Trichomonas vaginalis G3 is the source of this 2355-nucleotide messenger RNA. RefSeq names its product EF-Hand calcium-binding domain-containing protein 6-related family. The transcript has a single exon. Bases 1 to 2355 code for a protein of 784 amino acids. The record is from RefSeq and is a predicted model, not a curated record. Gene Ontology annotation, molecular function: calcium ion binding. NCBI's taxonomy places the organism in Eukaryota, Parabasalia, Trichomonadida, Trichomonadidae.
AUGACAUCUUAUCUAAUCAAUGAAUUAAGGAAAGCCAUAAAAACUCAAGGACUAAAUGCCGAAGAACUCUUUACAGAGUACGACAGAAAAGAAACCGGACUUUUAUCUAUGCAUCAUUUCCGAAAAGUGUUUGCCGACCUCGAAAUAUGGACAGAUGAGAAAGUGUUCAGACGUGAGAUUGCAGAAUAUCGUAAUGAUGAUGGUUUCAUUGAAUAUCGAUCGUUUUUGGCUGCUUUAAAUGAACAAAAUCAGACUUUGGCUUCAACAAGAAAACCAGACGACGUAUUAUUUAAGUUUGGAAGUGAUUUGGAAGAAAGAGGAUUGUCUAUAUGUGAUUGCUUAGCUCCUUAUGACAGAUUUCAUCGCGGUACAGUUUCAGCGGCCACAUUUUUGGCUGUUAUCAUGACCCCUUUAGCUCCUGAAAUUGCAAAACGAUACGCAGUUCCUCCAGAUAAUUUAAUUCAUUUCUACGACUUAAACAAAGAAAUUCAAGAAAUUCUUAAAAACAAACCGCAAACACAAACCAAAGUUGUUACCAUGGAAACCGUUCAACUUCCAGACAAGACACUCAACAAAAUUCCUAAAUUAUCUGUUCAAAUUAAACAAUAUGGAAUAGAUCCACUGGCAACUUUUAAACAAUACGAUCUAGAAAAGACAAAUUUGAUUACUAAAGGUGCUUUCAUGAGAGGUCUUUCUGCUCUUUCUCCAAAUAUCGCACCAGAUGAAAUUAAAGAGAUUGCAAGUGCCUUUUCAAAUGCAAAUGGGCUAGUAAAUUACACAGAAUUCUGUGAUAUUGUCAAUCAACAGCAGGAAAUCAGCGAAAAGAAGAUAGAAAAUGAAACACGCGAGUAUACAUUAAGUAUUCUACCAAAACCUGUCGAUCCAGAAGUAGCUUUCAAGAAACUUUACUACAUAAUCCAAGAUAGGCACGCACAGCUCAUUGGGCACUGCCAAAACUUUGAUCCAAAUGAAACAGGAAAAAUUGAUCGCCAAACGUUUUUACAGAUACUUAAAGCUGAAGGAUAUCCUCUAAAUGAUCUUGAGAAAGAAGCAAUCGUUUCAAAAUACAUUGACGACAAAAAUAAAAUUAAUUACGAGAAACUUUCAUCAGAUAUCGAUAUGCAGAGCCCUAAUGACUUAGUUGAAAAGACAGAAACACUUGUUGUCAUGCUUAAAGAUCAUUUAUUGAGAAAACAAUUAAAUAUAACUUCAAUUUGCAAUAAACUUGACCAAUCUCAUUCUGGAGCUCUUACAUUCAAUCAACUAUUAGCUUUACUUAGAAUUAUUCAGUUUGACGUGAAUGUUAAAGAACAAUCUUUAUUAAGAAUGAGAUUUGCAACAAACAAGGACGGUACUAUUCCAAUUGAAGACCUUUGCAAAGAGUUAAAUCCUCCUGAACCAGAAACAACAGAAAAUGAAAAGAAAGAAGAGGAAGAACCAGUAAAGAAAAGAAUUGAAAGAACAGAACCAACAGAUGAAGAAAAGGAGGCACUUGCAAGAAUCGCUGCAAUAUCAAAUCGCCAAAGUGUUGAUAUUCGUGGAGAAUGCAAAGUUUAUGAUGGAAAAUUAUUUGGAACAAUCCAAGAAUCGAAGUUCAGAAACGUAUUAAUCAGAAUAGGUAACAUUUCUGAUCAAGAUAUUGACCUAUUUGCCCAUAGAUACGUUGGUAGAAUUCCUACCGAGAUCAAUUACGCUGAUUUCGCUAACGAUGUUGAUAAAUAUGGUACAGAAUUCCUAAGUACUAAGCCAGAGAUCACAACAAAGGUAUUUGCUGAGUCCCCAGAGCCGUCUGAAGAAACAAUUGCUGCAAUGAAGGCAUUCCGGGUCUUCCUUUCAAAGCGCGGUGCAGAGCCAAUGGAACAUUUCGUCCCUUACGAUCAUAGGAAAACAGGUCACGUACGUUGCGACAGAGCCGAACAAAUUAUUAUUUCAACAAGGCCUCCUUUGACAAGGGAUCAGAUUAAAUCCAUCAUUGACGCAUAUGCAUUACCAAAUUGUUCAGAAAUCUUUGAUUACACCAGAAUGUGCAAUGUUUGCAUGGCCAAAGAAGUGAAAUCAGAAGAACUUGCCACAUUUAAACUAGAAAAGCCAUCAAUGGACCAUAGAUGUGCCGAUGCUUUGUCAAUUGUAAGAGAUAAGAUAUACAGCAGAAGAAGGAGACCAUUAGACCUAUUCAAAGACGUUAAAGAACCAGCAAUACCGGCCAGCGAUUUCAGAAUGAGGUUUAGUGAAUUUGGUAUUAACCUUCGUGAGCCAGAUCUCCAAACAAUUAUGAAAUAUUUCAGAGCAAACAUGAGAGGCGAUGUUGAUUGGAUGGACUUCUGCAACAAGGUUGAAAACCUCAAGUUCCAGUAA